This is a messenger RNA of Lutzomyia longipalpis, 1061 nucleotides long. RefSeq names its product vacuolar protein sorting-associated protein 37A (gene Vsp37A). Lineage: Eukaryota; Metazoa; Arthropoda; Insecta; Diptera; Psychodidae. The record is from RefSeq and is a predicted model, not a curated record. Bases 3 to 980 code for a protein of 325 amino acids. Gene Ontology annotation, biological process: protein targeting to vacuole; protein targeting to membrane; ubiquitin-dependent protein catabolic process via the multivesicular body sorting pathway. The transcript has 5 exons. Gene Ontology annotation, cellular component: ESCRT I complex.
UUAUGAUUUUCAGGUCCGGAGCCAAAAAAAAUGUAAACAAAAGAAAAAUGAUUCAACGUAAUUUUAAAAGUGAUAAGGAUACGCGCAGGAGGCAAAUAGACACUCUAAAAAUCUUCAAUGACAAUGUUCAGGAGGUGAUUGAAUGUGAAGAGUACACGGUGGGCUUUGAAUCUGAUGGACGUCCUUUCGUGAUUACCGUAUUCCUGGGUCCAUCAUUUCCCAAUGAGAAGCCCAAGGUGGUCAUCUCCCCAUCUGUGGAACAUCCGUGGGUAUUUGGACCAACAGGAGAAGUCAAUGGAGCUCCGGGAUUGCUUAAUUUUACAGCCCAUUCGGAUUUAGGAAGGAUCGUACAAGCUAUAAUUAGGGAGAUGGAAAAAUUCCCACCACAGCUGUUUGGUGUGGGCGAAAUGAUGAAUAGAUCAGGCAAUGAAGCCCCUCAAAUCGACAUUCCACAUCCUCCCCAAAGUGGUGAAGGAUUAAUUCCCGAAUUGCGGAGCCUCACAAUUGAGGAGCUCAAGGAACUGGAUACAGAUCCUGAAUUUCUCGAUGAUUUUGUUGCUGAACUGGGAGCUGUUAAGAACUUGAGAACUGACCUCGACGUUCUUUUGCAAGACAUUGAAAGCAUUGCCAAAGCUAAUAUGGCUCAAGAGGAGAGGAUGACAACACUGCGCGAGGAAGUGAAUAGAAGAAGCAUUGAAUUUCGUGAUUUGGGUGAUAAAUAUGAAAUGCUUUGUGCUUUACAGAAGAAGAAAGCCGAAGAAUUCUCUCCACAGCAUAUAAAGGAACUCCUUCAAAUUGCAGCAUCCAUCUCCGAUUCAGAGUGUGAGACGUGUGCAGAGGAAUUCCUUGCGGGAAAGAUUGAUGUGCAAUCUUUUCUCAACACGUUCAUGGCAGCAAAAAAAUUGAGUGCAAUGCGAAAAGCAAAAGAGGAACGCUUGACGAGUCAACUGGAUUCCCUCGAGAAGCAUUCUCUGCACUGAAAUGCUCCCAUGGGGAAAUUUGUUGUUUUUUAUGGAUGAGGAGAAAUAAAUUUUCUGCCCCAGCGCGUGAGUGAUAAGAAA